This is a messenger RNA of Hyaloscypha bicolor E, 1892 nucleotides long. RefSeq lists its product as uncharacterized. The record is from RefSeq and is a predicted model, not a curated record. The coding region runs from base 1 to 1824 and encodes 607 amino acids. The transcript is spliced from 3 exons. NCBI's taxonomy places the organism in Eukaryota, Fungi, Ascomycota, Leotiomycetes, Helotiales, Hyaloscyphaceae.
AUGUCGAUUCCCCAAACCCUCAAGCCCGGUGACUUCCGCGGGUUUGGAAGAGGAGAAGGCAAUCUUGGAGGCUUCGUGAACGACGAAUUCGCUUCCCACUGCCCUCCUGAUGUUCAACCAAACACCAGAAUCAUCGCGGUUUGUGGCGCAUCUGACACGACAGGCUAUGGUAGUCCCGAUAAAGAUGGGUGGAUCUUCUCGGAUUUUUUCUUGUAUCAUCAUCUUCUUCAAGACAGCCGUAAGUUCCCGUUCCGUUCCGCAAACCAAGUCUGGCUGACCUGUGCCAAUCCACGAAGCCUCGUUGCAAAUUAUAAAGAGUUCGUUCACGGACAUCGGCACCGUGAUCGACGAGUCGUUCUCGAUUUAGCAAUGCUGGAUGAUCUCGAGAAGUGUGGCAAUAUUCGAAUCAUCAACUCGAUGCAACUCCUCGAAAGAUUCCUGUCCACGUUGAAGGAUGAAAUCAAGAAUGCAGCAGAACACAAUCAGCCAGUUCUUGUUCUCGUUUUCGGGCAUGGUGAUAGCGACGAUCAUGGAGUUGCAAUUGGUGGUGACUUCCAACGCAAUGCCCCUCGACUUGUGAUGGGGGAAUUCGAAAAGUGUUUGAGGAAAGACGUUAAUGUGACUCUCAUGAUAACAUCUUGCUACUCGGGCGGUUGGGUGACGAAACCAAGAGUUCGGCCAUUUCAGCCUUCGCUCCCUUUCAACAUAUCCGGAAUGACAGCGGCCAGUGCUGAGCAACUCAGUUGGGCAUGGGCUACGAGUCAGUCAAUUGGGAAACGGGCAGGAGGGAGCAUCUUCGCUACAGCUGUGAUGAACGCUUUGAUGGCCACUUCACAAAAGACUCCGGGAUUUGCCCAUAUGUGCGAGGCAUUUGACUCGGUGGUCAAAGAAACCGACGAUGGAGAAUCUAUCCGGUGUGAACCCACAUACAUCAGCCUCGCCAAAUCCGUUUACGAAGCAAUGAGAGAUCUCGACCCUGGCUUUACGUUUGAGCAAAGACACGGGAUUACAUUUGCGGCGAAAGAUGACAACUGGGAUAUUGCAUGGCGGAGACGGACCAGCUUCCCGCUGGUUAACUACCAAAGCCGAUGGGAGAUGUUGAGAAGUGCCCCGAGUGGCCCAGAAAUAUCUCUAUUUGAGGGGGCCAAGCAACUGACUGGUGGAGACCCAAAGCUCAACAUUCUGCGAGAAAGAGCUUUUGUCUACAUGAACACCUUUCCCGGCGCCGAUAAUUCGGGAAACAAUAUAGUUCUUCAUGCUCUACUGCGAUCCCUUCUCCAAGGAGACGACAAUUUCGACGACAUGACCCUUGACUACAUGGACAGCGCUCUAGAUUACCGAGACUUUCUUGUCAAUCUCGCUACUGAUUUUGCGCAAAUGGCAGAUCUAAAUUUGGGGGAUGCAAGAAAGUUCGAUGUCGAAGGCUGGCUUCAAAAGAAGGUUGCGGAAAGAAAGCAGACCGACUUGAAUGUUUCUGCAACAGCCCGAGAACAACUCGACAAGUACCUCAAAAUCCGCAACCUCAUUGUGAGCAAGAAACUGUUCGGCAUCCCCCUGGCGCAAACUCAAGGUCCGGCUUAUGAAAGGCCAAAAGAGUACCUAGCAAUUGCCUUUGCAAUGACAAAUCUUUCCUUCGAGGAGGUUGAAGAUCGCGUAAACAAACUGCACCAACUGGACAACGCCAAGCAGUAUCUUAUAUCAGCAAUGCCCGUUGGAACAAGAAUAAUGGCAGAUAGGCGAGUUUCGAGGGCAAGAGAUACUCUGCGGAAGACACUUGGCCGGGUUGGGCAGCGUUUGCGAUCUCUAUCUCCUUCUAAAAAUUGACGAUUAUGAAGGCCGCGAACUAGAUGCACUUGCGGGCGUUCUUUUACAUGUAUUCAUUGCAAAACCAC